Molecule: messenger RNA, 186 nt
Organism: Scutellospora calospora
Lineage: Eukaryota; Fungi; Glomeromycota; Glomeromycetes; Diversisporales; Gigasporaceae
Source: the annotation of a GenBank genome assembly
AUGUAUUCAAAUAAUGAUAUGGAUGUGGUAAAUAGCUGGGCUCUAUAUUAUAUCCUCGCCAAAGAAACAUUUUGGCUGGGCUCUAUAUUUAUGAUUCCGGAGCAUAAAUAUAUCCUUGCCAACUUUGUUUUGCCAUAUUCAAAUACACUGGCCGAGUGCUGUAUAUUAAAUAUAUCUUCGCCAGCU